Molecule: messenger RNA, 1874 nt
Organism: Jaminaea rosea
Lineage: Eukaryota; Fungi; Basidiomycota; Exobasidiomycetes; Microstromatales
Product: actin-like ATPase domain-containing protein
Exons: 2
Coding region: 14-1774 (586 amino acids)
Biological process (GO): protein folding
Cellular component (GO): nucleus; cytosol
Molecular function (GO): ATP binding; ATP-dependent protein folding chaperone
Source: RefSeq, a predicted model, not a curated record
UAUCGUUGCCGCCAUGUCACAGUCGGCAGUCAUCGGAGUCAAUUUUGGCCACUCCUUCUCGUCCAUCGCCGCCAUCAACCAGCAUGGCCGCGCUGAUGUCAUUGCCAACGAGGAUGGAGAGAGGCAGCUGGCCACGAGGAUCGCAUUCAAUCAGGACCAGGUCUACAUCGGUAACCAGGCUACCCCUCAGCUUGUCAGGAAUGCUCAGAAUGUCAUUGACAAGUUUGCCAACUUGCUUGGCCGAUCCUACUCGGACUUGAGCGACUCCGAGAUGAAGCGCUCAUCUGCCCCCGUCAUCGACAACAAGGGCGUUCCUUCCUUCAAGGUCGAGAUUCAGGGCAAGGAGGAGACCCUCUCUGCCCACGACGUAGCCGUACGCUACAUCCGCUCCCUCUUCCUCACUGCAAAGGACUUCCUCUCUGGCGUCCCCAUUGCCGGAGCUGUCCUCUCGGUGCCCCUCUCUUACUCCUCGAAGCAGAUUGCAGCACUCAAGGAGGCAUCCGCAGAAGCCGGCUUGAUCGUGCUCCAGGUCAUCCCCGCCCCUGCUGCCGCUGUCACCGCCUACGGUCUCACCGCCCCAGGUGAGGGAGGCUCUCUCCCCGCCCACCCGGAUGGCAUCGAGGCUGCUCCUUACGCCCCCGGCACAGAGCUGGACCGCAACCUUGCCGUCGUCGAUGUAGGCGGGUCCUCCACCACCGUCGCCGUCCUCGCGGCUCGCUCAGGCGUCUACACCCUCCUCUCCUCCGUCACCCAAGCCGGCCUCGGAGGUCAGCAGGUGGACGACGCCCUCGUCUCCUACUUCGCCAAGGAGUUCACAAAGAAGACCAAGGUCCCCGUCGAGGAGAGCAACGCCCGUGCUUGGGCUAAGCUGCGCAACGAGGCCGAGCACACCAAGCGCGCACUCAGCGCUUCAUCGUCGGCCCAGUGCGCCGUCGAGUCGCUCGCGGACGGCGUUGACUUCUCUGGACCCAUCAACCGCAUUCGCCUCGACCUCCUCGCCGCGCCAGUAUACAAUGCGAUUGUAGGCAAGGUCAAGGAAGCCCUUGCUCAGGCUAAGCUCGACCCCUGCCAGGUAGACGAGGUGGUCCUUGCUGGUGGAUCGGCCCGUCUGCCCGGCCUCACCAACACACUGCUUCACCUCUUCCCCGAGGGAGGCGCGACUAAGUUGACCGACUCAAUCGACUCGGACCAGGUCAUCGCGAGGGGAUGCGCUGUCCACGCGUCAUGCAUCGCUGCUGCGCCUGAAGACUCUGCUGAGCGCAAGUUCCUCCUUGACCUCCCUGCCGCCCCGCCUAAGGAUGUGCAAUCCCUUCAGGCUCCCACUACCACCAGGCCACUGGGACUCGUCCUGCCCGCCUCUGGCGCAUCAAACGGCCACUCCGGCCCUGCGGCAGUGGACGGCGAGCUCUUCGUCACUCUUCUCCCUGCCCACACCGCCCUCCCCGCACGACGCGUCUACACCCUCCCCGCCUCUCAGGCCGGGCCUGCCCUCUUCUCCUUCGCUGAGGGCACUGCAGACGUCAAGGUCGAGCAGGUUCAGCGUGAGCGCGACGAGGACGAUGAGGACGAUGAGGAAGACGAGGAGGACGAGCCUGAGGAGAAGAGGACGCCUAUUGUCAAGGCGGACAAGAAGAGGAUAGCUGAGGUUGCGUUCGAGGCUAAGAGCAAGGGGGAGAAGGUGCGCGUCGAGAUUGUGGCGCAGGUGGAUGGCGCAGUGAGGAUUACUGUUGGAGAGGGUGAGGGGAAGAAGGAGCUGGAGCUUCCUAAGCCCUGAGCGGAUCGUGAAGAGUAGAGAAGAAGAGCUAUAGAUGAUAGGGAAUCGCUGCGGCGAUGCUGCUAUUGACAAAAUGCUAUGAUCACUAAGGAAACUAUGC